Molecule: messenger RNA, 2254 nt
Organism: Silurus meridionalis
Lineage: Eukaryota; Metazoa; Chordata; Actinopteri; Siluriformes; Siluridae
Product: putative claudin-24
Exons: 1
Coding region: 32-850 (272 amino acids)
Biological process (GO): bicellular tight junction assembly; cell adhesion
Cellular component (GO): plasma membrane; bicellular tight junction
Molecular function (GO): structural molecule activity
Source: RefSeq, a predicted model, not a curated record
UUUAGCGAGAGGAGGGCAACAUGUCAGAACGAUGCCAUCCUCCUGGCCGUGCCUGUUAAAUACACUCCUUCAAAGGAAACUCACUAGAGAAGAAGGAAUUGUUAUUAAUGCUUUAGUAAGCAGGCAGCACAGUGGUGUCUCUGCUAUAAUCUCUGCUAUUAACUUCUCCUGGUGUACUGUCAUGGAACCUGGAGUAUGUGUUCUGGAGCUUCUUGGUGUGUUUUUCGCUCUGAGCGCCUGGCUCUUCUCACUGACUACCACUCUGAUGUCCCAGUGGCUCACACUGUCCACUGAUCUCCUUCCUACUGAGAGCUACGAGCUGGGUUUGUGGGAGACGUGUGUAAUACAGGAGCUGGGUGUCCUGGAGUGCCGGCCGUACAACAGUCUUCUUGGACUCCCUCCUGAUAUCCGCUUGGCUCGCAUCCUUAUGUGUGCCACAUUGGCUGCCGGUUUCAUAGGAAUAUCUUUUACAAUCCCAGGCAUUUAUUUGGUCAACAGCUGCAAAGGUACUGAGACCCUCAGAGAAAAGAGGACACUGAAGAUGAUGGGGGGAGUGUUGUGCUUUGUUGCAGGGGUUAUGGGUCUGGUUCCUGUGUCCUAUAUAGCCCAUCUGACAGUUCUGAGAUUCUUUGAUGAGUCUGUUCCCGAAGUGGUUCCACGUUGGGAGUUUGGUCAAGCUCUGUUCUGGGGCUGGAUUGCAGCAUUUCUGCACAUUGUCGCUGGAUCUCUGCUCAUUACCUCCUGCAUCUGGCUGCAAGAUGUGCCAUGCCCGUUGCCAGAGUCUGUACCAUUACAAGGAGGACAUGCCAAGCCUGAACUUUCUCCAGGAAGGAGGACUGAAUAUGUGUAAUAUAUGCUAGGGGAUGAUUUUUUUCAAAAUAAAAUAUCUGCUUCCAAUAAUCACAUUCCACUUCACCAUAGAAGUAGUACUCUGAUGAGUUGGAACAACUGUACUGGACAUAAUCUGCAAAAUUACAGGAUGCUGCUCUUUCACCAUUUUUUUUAAGGUAACUUAUUUUAUAUAUUAGAAUUUAUUUUAUGCACCAGACAGAACACUGUUACAAAUCAUUUCAAGCAAUAUAAAGUGUAUAAACAUAGUAUUUAUGGGAUUUUAGUAGCUGUUCAUGCUUGGACAUUUUAAGUUAUUCCAUUGUUAUAUGUGUAGGGCUGAAUAUUAUUGGCUAGCCCAGAACACAAGUAAAUGCUCUAAUGUGCUGCCUAGACCCAUGGUUUAGUGUUUCAGAAAUGGUUAGAAAGAAUGCUGUAUACUAACAUAGCUAGUUUGCUAGCUAAGUGGAUGAAUACAGACUAAGUGAAGCAAAUGUAGAGCAUUGUGUCUGCACCAUCAACACAAAAUCAUUUGCCAGUGUUUUUACUAUGCCAUUAGCUGUUUGUAUGAUCUUGCACAGCAUGGUAUUUAGGUCUGGCUGGCAUCUUUAUUUUUUGUCUGCAUGUUUAGUCAAAAGAUAACUACAGUAUGCUGCUGUGCGUGCAGAAGAGUUCAACGAGUGCUUUGCAUCUAACCUUAUUUUGUAAGCCCCUGUCAAUGAUUCUGUCAGCUGUGACUGUUAAUGUACAGUACAGUAAUGUUAAUGUACAUUACAUGUACAGUAUAGUCUACUUCUGUUUGAAUAUUUGUGCUUUAGCAUUAAUUCCCAAACAUGUAAUCAAUUAUUAUGAGGAACAAACAUGAGAAGGUUUUUCAUUGCUACUGUAAUAUGUGCAAUGUGUAAAGAAACAGACAAUGUAAUAUACAGCAUGUGAUCCAAAGACUUUUGGAUGCGAUGACAUUUCAAAGUUUGCUUGACUUGUUGUUUAUUAUAAAAGAUCAAUGAUAAAGCCUUAUAAUGAAAUGUGCGGAAUAAAAGACCAAACAAUGCCAAAACAUUAUAGCAUCUUUACAAGAACAAAUUGAGCAAUUUAUCAUUUACUGUAAGGACCAUUAUUAAUGUUUUAGGUCCAUAUUUCAAAUAAAGGGAUGGAAGAUAAAGUAUUUAAUUUUUACUAGUUACUUUUAGGUAUUUUAUAACUGCAUCCAUCACAUUGUUCCAGCUUGUUUGAUUUUUUUCUUAUGUAUGCAAAUGUCUAUAUCUUAUCAAACAAAAUGUAUAGAGAGUGUGUGGUUAUAUCAUUUUAUUAUGUCUACAGUUUCAUUUAUAAUUUUGUUGAUUUUUCUUUGGUUAGAAUAAAAGUAAAGCAGUUCUUGGUUCUGUUACAGAUGAUUGGGUGAUGUAUAUGGUGCUAACUAGGUUAA